Molecule: messenger RNA, 3201 nt
Organism: Cucurbitaria berberidis CBS 394.84
Lineage: Eukaryota; Fungi; Ascomycota; Dothideomycetes; Pleosporales; Cucurbitariaceae
Product: NPL4-domain-containing protein
Exons: 5
Coding region: 1-3201 (1066 amino acids)
Biological process (GO): ubiquitin-dependent protein catabolic process; DNA replication
Cellular component (GO): nucleus
Molecular function (GO): ubiquitin binding; ubiquitin protein ligase binding; ATP binding
Source: RefSeq, a predicted model, not a curated record
AUGAUCCUGAGGUUUGUGAGCAAAGAGGGCCAGUUCCGGCUCAACGUCGAACCCACGACAACAUUCCCAGAGGUUCUUCCUCAGAUUGCGGAGAAGCUGCCCAAGAGCGUCGAUAUCCAGAGCAUCAGUGUCAGCAACCGUCCUCAGGGAGGCGAUGCCAGGAAGCUUUCUGAACUUAAAGGCGUGUCCUUCGAGCAAGUCGGCUUGUCUCAUGGCGCACAGCUCUUCCUCACCUUCGAGGAGCAGUCUACCAUAUCGAAUGGCCAUGCUGCAGCUUCAGCAGGUGCUUCUCGACUAAAUGGCAAACCCGUCGACCCCUCCGAAACGCCCUCGGUGCCCCUCGGUUCCUCUACACAAGUCAUAAAGAACCCAUGGGAGGUAGUCAAGCAAUCUCCGCUAGACGACAGACUAGACAGGCUCGAUGGUAAAAUUGCACGGAAACGGGACGUCCGAAUGUGCACACACGGAUCGAAGGGCAUGUGCGAUUACUGCAUGCCGCUGGAGCCAUACUCAGCCGAAUAUCUCGCCGAGAAGAAGAUCAAACACCUCUCAUUUCACUCAUACCUACGAAAAGUGAAUUCGGCGAAGAACAGGCCCGAGCUAGGAAGCUCGUACAUGCCCCCGCUAACAGAACCGUACUAUCGAGUACGGCCAGACUGCGCCUCGGGGCACAAGCCGUUUCCAGAGGGCAUUUGCACAAAGUGUCAGCCUAGCGCUAUUUCGCUCAAGCCGCAGGAUUACCGUAUGGUGGAUCACGUCGAGUUUGCCUCGAUACAAGUCGUUGAUGAUCUGAUCAACUUCUGGAGAAAUACGGGCUGUCAGCGGUUAGGCUUUCUAUACGGUAGAUACGAGGAGUACACCGAGGUGCCACUGGGGACAAAGGCCGUAGUCGAGACCAUCUACGAGCCACCGCAAGUCAGCGAGGUCGAUGGCAUUUCAUUAGGAGAAUGGGACAACGAGAAAGAGAUUGAUGAAAUCGCCGCACAGUGUGGCCUCCAGCGUGUUGGCGUCAUCUUCACGGAUCUGCUCGAUGCAGAUAAAGGAGACGGUUCGGCCAUCUGCAAGCGACACAUCGACUCCUACUACCUAUCAUCUCUCGAGAUCAUCUUCGCGGCACGAUACCAGGCAAAGUAUCCUCGGCCGUCCAAGUGGAGCGAAACUGGGAGAUUUGGGUCCAACUUUGUCACUUGUGUAAUCAGCGGCGACCAAGAAGGCCAGAUCGGAAUCUCCUCCUACCAAGCAUCCAAUGAUGCGGUUGAAAUGGUGCGAGCGGACAUAAUCGAGCCUUCAGCCGAACCAUCAGUCAUGCUAGUACAGUCAGAAGAUGACAACGAUGCUCUCAACCGAGCGCGGUACAUUCCCGAGGUUUUCUACCGGAGAAUCAACGAACAUGGUGCAAACGUACAGGAGAUCGCGAAACCUGAUUUCCCAGUUGAGUACCUAUUGCUUACACUUACGCAUGGCUUCCCAACGCAACCGAAUCCUCUCUUCACAGGCGGCAAGUUCCCAAUCGAGCAUCGCGAGAUCAUGGGCGAGAUGGCAGACAUCUCGGCCCUGGGCAAGGCGCUGAACGCGAAGGCGAACGGUCUUGCGCUCAACACUACAAGCGGCCUCAACGCUAUCUCGAACUUCCAUCUAUUAUGUUUCAUCCACAGCCUAGGGAUUCUGUCAAAGGACGAAGAGACCCUCCUCUUCAAAGUUGCCUCAACACAUGACCUCUCAGAAGGCUCUGCCCUCCAACAUACAGGAGGCUGGGCAACACUCUUGACUAUCCUCAAAGAAAGUGGUGAGCGCCCCCCGAAACGUUCCUAUCCAUCCUCGUCUCUUCCCCAAACGGCCGUUAGGGGGGCUGCUCACCUUCCCCGUGAGCAACAUCGCCGUCUCGAGCGACAGCCCUCCCACGGUUCAGACUCCGAUUCAGUACAGUUGGCUAAGAGGGUUAAGGGGAUGGCAGACUUUUUCAACCUCAAAGCACGGCAACAAGCCGCUGCACAAGCCAGCUCUUCAAAGGCUUCCACAACAAAGCAACAGCCAGACCGCCUGCAGCCAUGGGUCGAGAAAUAUCGGCCAAAGACGCUCUCCGAAGUAACAGCUCAAGACAACACAAUUCAAAUCCUCUCUCGCACCCUCCAAUCCUCCAACCUACCGCACAUGCUCUUCUACGGGCCCCCAGGAACCGGUAAAACGUCUACGAUCCUCGCGCUCGCAAAACAACUCUAUGGCCCCGAGCUUUUGAAGAGCCGUGUACUCGAAUUGAACGCUUCAGAUGAGCGAGGCAUAUCCAUCGUCCGUCAAAAGGUCAAAGAUUUUGCAAGACAACAACUCAGCGUCGCGCCAACAUACAAUCUCAUGGUGGAAGACAAGGACAGCCCAGACGCUGGUAAGCAGAUGCGAUAUCGAGAUAAAUAUCCUUGCCCGCCGUUCAAGAUCAUUGUGCUCGAUGAGGCAGAUAGCAUGACACAAGACGCUCAAUCCGCACUUCGUCGAACCAUGGAAACAUACUCUCGGAUGACGCGAUUCUGUUUGGUGUGUAACUACGUUACCCGCAUUAUCGACCCGCUUGCUUCGAGAUGUUCCAAAUUUCGAUUUAAGAGCUUAGAUCAGGGCAAUGCGGUGAAGCGCGUUAGCGACAUUGCGAGGUUGGAAGGUGUGAAGUUGGAUGAAGGAGUUGCGGAGGAACUUGUGCGGGUUGCGGAUGGAGAUUUACGAAAGGCCAUCACAUUCCUACAAUCGGCGGCACGGUUGGUUGGAGCAGUACAACAAGCAGGGACUGGUGGAAGGAAGGGGAAGCGUGUAAUCGAAGACGACGACGAUGAAAUGGACAUCGACAUGCCUUCAGCCAACACAUCCGGCACCACCGUCUCCCUCCAAUCCAUCGCAGAAAUCGCAGGCGUAAUCCCCCCCGACACUUUACAAACUCUUAUGUCCUCGCUCUUCCCCAAAUCGUCCUCAAAGUCCAUUCGCUACGCCGAAAUCGCCAAAGUUGUCGAAAACAUGGUCGCAGAAGGUUGGAGCGCUUCCCAAACAGUCGGACAGCUGUAUGAGCAGAUCAUGUUCGAUGAGCGGGUGGAUGAUGUAAAGAAAGUAAGGCUGGCAGGCGUGUUUAGUGAAACGGAUAAGAGGUUAGUAGACGGAGGGGAUGAGCAUCUUGCUGUGCUGGAUCUAGGGGUCAGGGUUGCGGGGGUACUCUGCCAGGGCUGA